AUGAGUCUGCUGGGAACUAAUAGCAAGAGCCUCCAGGAAGUGGACGCCGACGGUUAUCUUUGCGAGCGAGACGACGAAGUGCCGCUAGAGGACGAGGACAUCGAGGACGAGGAGGACCAUAUCUAUAUCAAUGAAGAGACCGAGUGUGGGAAGGAAAAAGUGCUGAUAUCGCACGGCCCGCUCAAGCGGAUUGUACCGCCAUUGAACUUCUGUCCUGUAGAGCGAUAUCUGUACAGGUCUGGGCAGCCAUCGCCGGUGAACUUCCCGUUUCUGCUGAAUCUGAAUCUGAGAACGAUCAUCUGGCUCGCCAACGAGGAGCCGCAGGACUCGCUGCUUGAGUUUUGCGAAGCUCACGACAUCCGCCUGCAGUUUGCUGCAAUAAAUCCCGACGGCGGUGAAGACGAUAACCCAUGGGAUGGGCUCACGGAACACUCGAUCAUCAAUGCCCUCAAGACAAUAGUGGACCAGGACAACUACCCGCUGCUUGUGUGCUGCGGCAUGGGGAGACACAGAACCGGGACGGUGAUCGGCUGUUUACGGAGAAUCAUGGGCUGGAACCUGGCCAGCGUGUCGGAAGAGUACAGGCGAUUUACGGGCAGCAGAGGUGGCAGAAUUCUGGUCGAACUGCUGAUAGAGGCGUUUGAUACCAAUCUCGUCGAGAUAGAUCGUGCCAAGGCCCCCAAUUGGCUUCUUACAGCCCUUAAAUAG
This is a messenger RNA of Torulaspora globosa, 708 nucleotides long. RefSeq names its product putative tyrosine protein phosphatase OCA1 (gene OCA1). The coding region runs from base 1 to 708 and encodes 235 amino acids. Gene Ontology annotation, molecular function: phosphatase activity. The transcript has a single exon. Lineage: Eukaryota; Fungi; Ascomycota; Saccharomycetes; Saccharomycetales; Saccharomycetaceae. The record is from RefSeq and is a predicted model, not a curated record. Gene Ontology annotation, biological process: protein dephosphorylation.